CCGGGUAAAGCCGUACGGCCAACAUUGAGAGAGAGAGAGAGAGUAAAGCCUCUCAUGUCCUCAGUCGAUUCUUCGUCUGUUGGUAACGUCAGUUGCGCAACAAGAUGCCCUUUUAUCAAUUUAAUCCAUUCACUGGUGGAUUAAAGUCGUCUACCAGUUUUCAACCGCUCUAUCCUCUUUCUCCUCUUCCUUUACAGAAGACAGAACGAGUAAUGAUAUACGAUACCAUCAAGACUAAGCCAGUGGCUGUUACAGCGAAAGCUGGCUACUGCACCGACAAACCACGUACUUUAGAUCCAAAAAUGUGGACAAAAUUCAAGCAUUUCCAGGCUCAUAUUGAUAAGCCAGUUUACCUACUGGGUGGCAAAAAAGAUAAGUUAUUGUUUGGAUUUACUGUUUUAUACGUUGCUGUUUGUACAGCACAAUCAGCUGUAUUUUUGAUUAAAGAGGGUAUACUGGGAUCUUAAUAAGAACAUUUUAGAUAAUGGAUAUUAUAGUCAUUAUAGUUAUGUGCAUUGACAUUAAAAGUGUUAAUGUUGAAAACUAA
Messenger RNA from Harpegnathos saltator (Jerdon's jumping ant), 547 nucleotides. RefSeq lists its product as uncharacterized. Bases 105 to 467 code for a protein of 120 amino acids. The transcript is spliced from 3 exons. Gene Ontology annotation, cellular component: respiratory chain complex IV. Gene Ontology annotation, biological process: mitochondrial electron transport, cytochrome c to oxygen. The record is from RefSeq and is a predicted model, not a curated record. Lineage: Eukaryota; Metazoa; Arthropoda; Insecta; Hymenoptera; Formicidae.